AUACCCGAUGUACUGGGCAAUACGCCGAUGAUUCUGCUCACGGCGCGAAGACAAAGCGGCGCGACGCGCGAGUAUGACACGGCGCGGCCCCACGGCGUCAGUCAGGCGUGCCCACGCCGAGCGAGCACACGCCGCCGCGCGCGCGCACCGUCCCGUCCCCGCAACCCGCCCCGCCGACACGAUGCGUGAGACCGGCUUGACAGCGCACCAGCUAACGCAGAACCACAUACUGCGCAUCGAUGAAGCUAAAACUAUGGAGCUAGUAGAACUGUACAAAGAAGAAGAAUGCUUGUGGAACUCCACGUUAGAUGACUAUCCCAACAAAGCUAAAAGAGCGAAGGCCGCGAGCAAAAUCGCAGAAAUACUCAACAUACCUAAUUUCGAAGGCAGACAUGUCAUGAUGAAGUUCAAAAAUCUACGAAAUUCUUACUCUCAAGAACUGAAGAAGAUAAAGCAAAGCAUAGACGAGCUUGGACCGGACUCACCGGAUGUGUAUCGACCGAAGGUACAAUGGUUUGGUCUGAUGGACUCGUUCAUACGACCACAUCUACAGGCGGCACGACUCCCCACUAUGCUUCAAUGCAAACGAGCGAGAGAAAAAGAAAUGGAGUCCAAAGUGAAGUUGGAAAUCUUCCAGAUAGAGGAAGACGAGUCGUGGGUGGGGCAGCAGCUGGACCAGGUGGAGGCGAACUACUCGCAGUCGGAGUACAUGAGCGAGGGCGAGGACCACUCCAGCCAGGGUCGGGCGAAGCGCCCGAGGCGGUCCAAGAGUCCGGCUGACAGUUGUAAUCAGAAUCAGAUAUUUCUGCCGAUGCAGGCGACUCCUGGCAGCGCUGGUAGGAGUGACGAUACGUUCGAUAACUUCGGAAGGUACAUAGCGUCGCUGCUGCGAGGGCUGCCGGCGCAGGAGGCGCUGCGGGUGCAGCCGAAGAUCGUGAGCAUGAUAGUGUCGCUGGCGGUGCAGCGGCCGCGGGAUGCGCUGGGCAAGGACGACACCAGCGACUCCGGCUGACAGACACGACACACACACGUCUCAUCGUUUAGUGGUUCAUUUAGCUCAAUAAGUAUGUCAAAUCUUAUUGUCGUUUCAGUAUUCAAAUUAUUUUCAUGUCUUUUGACUAAAUGUAAGAAUGAAACUGUGUUAAAAAUGUAUGCAGACGAAUGCCAUCAAUUAUCGACUUUGGGUCCUUUUUUUAAGAUCGAAAUUACUUCAAGUGUGUAAUUUGGUUGCUAGUUUAUAGUUUUUGUAAUUUUCAAGUUAAUGGCGAUGUUUUUAAAGA
Messenger RNA from Helicoverpa armigera (cotton bollworm), 1280 nucleotides. RefSeq lists its product as uncharacterized. NCBI's taxonomy places the organism in Eukaryota, Metazoa, Arthropoda, Insecta, Lepidoptera, Noctuidae. The transcript has 2 exons. The coding region runs from base 74 to 1012 and encodes 312 amino acids. The record is from RefSeq and is a predicted model, not a curated record.